CCGCCCCCUUCGGGCCCGGCCCCGCCCCCCGCGCAGGGAAGAUGGCGGCGCCCAGGCUGGCGGGGCUGAGGCUGCGGGCCUGGCUGCCCCGGCUGACGCAGGUGAGAUGGAGUCGCUACAACCCCAGUUACUUAGAGCCAGAAGUGGACAAGGAAUUGUAUCAGAAACCUUUGGAGGAGCUGUCUGAAGAGGAAAAGGAAAAACUGGAGCUUAAGGCUGUUCAUCCCAUAAAAGCUGCCCCUCCCAGCCUCUCCAGCUCUGUGUUCAGCGACCCCAUGAUCAGUAAAUUCACCAAUAUGAUGAUGAAGGAUGGAAAUAAAGUGCUGGCCAGAAGCCUCAUGGCUCAGACUCUAGAGGCCAUUAAGAGGAAGCAGCUGGAGAAGUACCACAAAGCUCCAGAAGAUGAGAAGGAGACAAUUGAAUGCAACCCUUAUGUCAUUUUCCACCAGGCUCUAAAAAACUGCCAGCCCAUCAUUGGGCUCAGCAACAUCACAAGAGGAGGCAAGACCUACCAGGUCCCAGUCCCUCUGAAGGACAAUCGGAAGCGCUUCCUGGCCAUGAAGUGGUUAAUCACCGAGUGCCGGGAGAACAAGCCCCGGCGGACGCUGAUGCCUGAGAAGCUCUCCCAGGAGCUGCUCCAGGCCUUCAACAACGAAGGGCCCAUCAUCAAGAAGAAGCACACGCUGCACAAGAUGGCAGAGGCCAACCGGGCGUACGCCCACUUCCGCUGGUGGUAGGACCCUGUGCGUGGGACAUGAUGCCACCAGCAGAGCUCCAGGGCCACCUGCCUGGGAGAGGCUGGGGAGAAGAGCAAAAGGUGGCACCUUCCCUUCCAGACAGCUUCUGAACUGAGCCUGGAAAGCCCAUCUGAUCCCUGCAAAGUUCAUUUCUUUUGUGCUGGUUUGGAUGGGGGAGAGGGAAUCUGAAAGAGUUACUGACCCCUGCCUGGAUGUUCUAGUUAUUUCAUUAUCACUUGCCUGUUAAGAGAAGCCUUAGAUGUUUUUUCUUACAGCAAUGCUGUACAAAGUCAUCUACCACUUACCUGUUUCCUGGGGACUUGUCUCUCUGCGCCUGUAAUCACUGAUGGUUUGGCUGCACGCCUCCAUCAGCUGGAUUGGUUUUUUUCCUUAGUAUGAUUGGUACAAAAGGCAAUAAAAGGCCCUUGUUGAUCUUUGGUUCUGGUCAUCAGCAGCAUUGUCUGCACAGAUUUGAUGGGAAUGUUGACAGAAAAAAUAAAACCAGUUUUAAUAGGGGAGGUUUCUCAAUUCCAA
This is a messenger RNA of Apus apus (common swift), 1271 nucleotides long. RefSeq names its product mitochondrial ribosomal protein S7 (gene MRPS7). Bases 42 to 737 code for a protein of 231 amino acids. The record is from RefSeq and is a predicted model, not a curated record. Gene Ontology annotation, biological process: translation; ribosomal small subunit assembly. Gene Ontology annotation, molecular function: mRNA binding; structural constituent of ribosome; rRNA binding. Lineage: Eukaryota; Metazoa; Chordata; Aves; Apodiformes; Apodidae. Gene Ontology annotation, cellular component: ribosome. The transcript is spliced from 5 exons.